This is a messenger RNA of Phyllopteryx taeniolatus (common seadragon), 3147 nucleotides long. RefSeq names its product periphilin-1-like. Gene Ontology annotation, biological process: protein localization to heterochromatin; negative regulation of gene expression, epigenetic; negative regulation of DNA-templated transcription. Gene Ontology annotation, cellular component: nucleoplasm. The transcript has 10 exons. The record is from RefSeq and is a predicted model, not a curated record. Lineage: Eukaryota; Metazoa; Chordata; Actinopteri; Syngnathiformes; Syngnathidae. The coding region runs from base 182 to 1405 and encodes 407 amino acids.
AGAGCAUACAGGAAAGUAGAAGAAGAAGAAGAAGAAGAAGAAGAAGAAGAAGAAGAAGAAGAAGAAGAAGAAGAAGAAGUCGCCGACGUCGUCAAUCGUUAAAUUUGGGGAUUAAAUGGCCUCAAGGUUCGUCGUACUGUGUUGAUACAUCGUGGUCAUAUCGCAGUAAAUUCCGACCAAAAUGGCAUUUCGACCAAGGUGGAACUCUAUGCGUGUCCAUUAUGAACAGCAAUUCUCGCCAGUGGAUUCCAGAGAGGUGACAGUGCAUCGAGUGGUCAACAUUGUUGAAAGGAGGACUCCCAUCCAUUCUGCAAGGGGGGACUAUAACAGAGGAUAUGAAGAUGGCCGGUGGUUUGAUGACGACCCAUGCUAUCGUGGCGAAGAAUGUCCCAGGGAUGAUAAUUACCUACCAGAUCGAUAUUACGACGAAAACCCCAAUUAUGGCAAUUUCAACAGAAACUCCUCACUCCACCAUCAGGAGCCACCCUAUCAACGUCCACGUUAUGACAGAGAUGAUUUGAGGCAUCAGAUACGCUCAAGGAAAAACGGCCGACCCGGUCCAUAUUUUAAUAACAGGGGUCGAGGCCACUCUCAAAAUCGAGAAGACCAUAAUCACUUUAGGCACUCGCAGAACGUAAAAGGGGACUGGGAUCACUCAUCUGGGAAGAGGAAAAGUCAACCAACUGCCAAAAAGAACGUCUCUCCCGAGUCGGCCAAAGGCUCUGCACACCCUCAAAAGAAUAAGCCUGUUGCUGUUCCAACCCCAUCUCCGAGUGUCCCUGCAGAGGAACCUCCUCAAGAGUCUUCAUCAACAAAGGCUUUGAAAUCAGAACCAGUUUCUAAACCUGGUGACCUCACCGCUGACCCUCGACCUUUGCUCUACCAGGAAAAAGCCACUGAUUCUGUACCGGAGGAGGAGGUGGCGGAGGAGGUGGCGGAGGCGGCGGCGGAGGAGGAGGCAGCGGAGGAGGCGGUGGCGGAGGAGGCGGUGGCGGAGGAGGAGGCGGUGGCGGAGGAGGCGGCGGCGGCGGCGGAGGAGGAGGUGGCGGCGGCGGAGGAGGAGGAGGCGGCGGCGGAGGAGGAGGAGGCGGCGCCGGCCGCAACAGCGGCAGCUGCUCCUCCUAGCAUGGAGCCCGAGACGACCCAAGAUGAAGAAUUAAAGGCCCGGCGGUCGGAAGCCAUUAAAGCCAAAGCUCUGGAAAUUGAGAAGCAUUACAGACAGGAUUGCGAGACAUUCGUCACGGUGGUGAAAAUGCUGGUAUCCAAGGAGCCCACUUUGGAGAAUCUUCUUCAUGGUGCUCUGAAUGCAAACUUGUCGGAGAUGAAACAGAACUGCUUUGCUGCCCUCAGGCACUAUGUGAAAGAACUCGAUGAGGCAUUGGAGUUGUCGGACACUACAGCUUAAUGUGGACAUCGUUUUUUUUUUUUUUUUUUUAACUAGUUUUUCUUUUAAUCACAUUCUUCCAGGGGAAUGAAGUGUGUUUUUACUUGGUUAAUAUCAUUGAUAAUUUAAUCUGUUUUUGUUUUUAAUAAGAUACAGUAUAUAAAGUUCCUGCACUUUUCCACUUAACAAAUCUAUUGUUUCAGACUCCAUUCGAACAGUUAAACUGAUAGUGUUGUUUGUCAAGUGCAGUGAAAAUGGUUGUAUGAAAACCCAAAUAUUUUACUGGUGAAGGUACAACUGUUUUUUAUCUUGCCAAUAAAUGUUUAGGAUGGUCUAACAAAAGCUAAUUCAGGAACCUUUUCUUAUAUUAUUAUACAGAAGUAUUGCACUGUAAUUAGCAGAAAUCUGAUGUAUUUGAGGGUUACGUCAAAUUGUGUCUCAAUUUGGAGUGCCUUGCCGUAGUGAUUAAAACUAGGGCCGAACGAUUAAUCGAAUUCAAACCAACAUCGCAAUGUAAUAGAAUGCAAUUUUCAAAUCGUGGAGGCUGCGAUUUAAAAAAACAAAAAACGUUCAUGUCAAAUAUGAGUUAACGUGGCAGAUAUUCAUGUGCUGUAAAAACGUCUACCAUAUGGUUUGUAAUUCUAUGGCUAUCUUAGAUUUCCCUCUAGCCGCUACUGACGGCAAGUUGAGUUUUUCCUCCAAGCAGGACAGACAGACUCACAGGCUUUUAAAUCUGCGGCAAGCCGAGCAGCCACGAGUCCCUCGCAAUCGAUUGAUAAAGAGGAGCCCGCAGGCGGGCAGGCCCUUGCUCAACAACAAAUUGAAGCAUAUAACCAUGAGGUACCUUUUGAAGUGUUAAUGUUCAUCCUGCAGCUAGCUGUCUUCAUCAACACAAAAGCCACGGCUACGCUGUCACAGUUUGGUUAAGUGGGCUGGCCGUGGCUGGCUUGGCACAGUGGCGUAGCUAGUCAUUUGGAAGCCGGAUGCAAACCCUUUCACAGGGCUGUCCACAUCCACAAAAACUUUUUUUUCUUCUUCAAUUUUUACAAGGGGUGACUACUGUAUGUACGGUAUUUAGACCACUUUGUCCUGCUUUUGAAAUCUGUUACAAUUAUAAGAGAGAUUAAUACUAGUGACUGGACAUAACCAUUUUUAUAUGCUCCUCCAUCCAGUGAAUAUUUACCACCAAAGAUUUUGAAUGUUUAUCAACAAAGGUGUGAAUUUGAGAAAAGUCUCCCUUUCCCUUAGCUAGAUAGUCCUUGAAGAUUAUGAUCUAACAAAUGAAUUAGCUUAACACUUUUACUGUAAUUGAUAACAUUAUAUAUAAACAUUAAUCAAUGUUUAAUAUAGUUUACCAUUUGGACUGCUUUAAUAUUUGCAUCUAUGAUUAAUAUUCACAUCUUGGUAAAGAGAAACAUCACACUUGUCACCCUCCACUUUCUUUACUACAUCCUCCUCAGCUGUCACAGACAGCGUGCUACUGGCAAACAUCAGUACAUGCUUACAAGGUUGGUAGUUUACAAGGCUUGAUGUUAAAUUAGUCCAUAUUCUGCUGUGAUUGAAGGUUUUUCUUUUUCCAAUUCAAUGUUAAAAUAAAGAAGUUAUCAAUUCAUCAGAACAUUUAGGCCAGAAAAAUGGAAAGAGUUGUUUAUAUGUUGAUUGUAUCCAAUUUAAUGUUGCUCAUGGAAUCAUUUAUUUCUUGCAUUUAGUGAAUAAUGCCGAAGAUAACAAACUUAAAUAAAAUAUUUGAUUUGUCUUCUAAA